AUGUUUCGCCCAACCACAGUCCUGUUUAUACCUGGGGCGUGGCAUAGCCCGGACUGUUUCGAUGCAGUGAUUAAGCAACUGGAAGCGGUCAACUACCGCACACGAAAGGUCUAUCUCCCUUCAGUCAAUCCACCAAACUAUGAAAUCAAUUAUUUUGAGGCCGACGUCAUGCAAAUCCGAGCCCAGAUCGAAGCAGAAAUUGCCAAUGGGAGCCACGUGUUGGUGGUCGUCCAUUCCUACGGUAGCCUGCCAGCAAAUGAAGCAAUCAGAGGCCUCGACCUUGAGACGCGUCGAAAGGAAGGCCUGGAUGGUGGCGUUUCGCAUCUUUUCUUUUGCUGCUCUUUCGUUAUAGCAGAGGGGCAUUCUCUGAUCAGUGCCUUUGGUGGGAAGGAUCUCCCGUGGUUUAUGGUGUCGGACGAUAGGCUGGAAGUCCAUCCUGCAGGACCAGAGAAAAUAUUUUACAAUGAUUGUAAUGAAUCUCAAGUCACGGAAGCUGUGGCAGCUCUGAGGCCUCACAGCUACCAAACUUUUCAUAGGCCUUGCACUUACGCAGCUUGGAAGACUGUCCCCAGCACCUAUUUAUACUGCACCCAAGACGAGGCUAUUCCAAUAGGCGUCCAGAGACUGCUAGUUGAGGGAACUGCACAGGGCUACGCAAUUAGAACGGAAUCUCUUGAAGCUUCUCAUAGCCCGUUCUAUAGUCAGCCAGAUGGUAUGACUGCGGCGAUUCAGCGUGCUGCUGGGGACAAUGUUUGA
Messenger RNA from Penicillium cosmopolitanum, 756 nucleotides. Its product is annotated as alpha/beta hydrolase. The record is from RefSeq and is a predicted model, not a curated record. NCBI's taxonomy places the organism in Eukaryota, Fungi, Ascomycota, Eurotiomycetes, Eurotiales, Aspergillaceae. Bases 1 to 756 code for a protein of 251 amino acids. The transcript has a single exon.